AAAUAAGUAAAUAGUCGAAUUAUUAUAAAAUAAGCGUGUAAAAAUUGAAUAUUGAAUAAUGAACAUUGAACUGCUAAGAAAAUCUGCAUUGUUUCUUACAAAUCUAAUGAAAUAUUAAUAAAAACCAUGCCUGGUACCGAAUUCAAAUUGAAAUCAUCUGAUGAAAUGCACUAUAGUCAAUAUCAUCAAUUAUUAAGUGUUGAAACAAAAGUACCGGAAGAUUCAAAUUCACAAGAAUUAUCACUAUUAAGUGACAAGACGGAUAUUGCGUCAAAUCAUGUUGAUAAUAAUAAUAAUGAUAAUCAUCGUAAAAUAAUUCUUCAAAAUAGUUAUUUAAAGAUAAUCCUACUAAUAUUGAUUGUUUUAUGUGUUAUAUUUCCAGUGAUUUAUUUUCUAUGUUAUACUUUUAUUCAUUGUAAUACAAAUAAUCUGUUGAAUACAACCGACACUUAUCAUAAUCAAGAUUCAAUAUUUUCAUCAGAUUCAAUGCAAUAUUUAUCAUCUGAAGUCAAUUCAGUCUCCAAUAUUCAUCAUCAUGAUUCCAAUUCCAAUUCCAAUUCACAUUUCAGUCAUUCAUUGAACACAUUGAAUAAAAAUAAAACUAAUUCAAUUGAACAAAAUAAUGCUAAUUUAAACUUUGGUAUUUUUGAUGAACCAAAUGAAGAAGAAUAUGAAAGAGUAGUGAAUUUUUUAAAAUUGAAAUUUAAUAAUUCACUGUAUGCAUUUAGUAAAUUCACUACAGAUAAAUUGUUUCAAAGUAAAACAUGGUCGGAACAAUUAAAAAUGAAUCUUUUAUGGAGUUUAAAUUUACAUAUACCUAAAAAACAAGAACGUUUAAAAUAUUUUAAUGUAUCCUAUAGAAAUGAGGAAAAUUCUAGUGAAUUAGAAAGAUAUGGUAUUGUAAUUAUUUUAUUUGGUUCACUUAAAAUUCCUAAAAUAAAAGAAUAUUAUAUUGGUCCAUUAAAAAAACCGAAAAUAUUGAAACUUUUAAAUGCUUAUCCAUUUUAUAAAAGACCAUUAACUAAUAUUGAAUAUAAUGCUUUAUUGGAUUAUUUAACUAUUCAAACACAUCGAAUUGAUCAUAUAAUUCAAGAUGCUUAUUCAGCAAGUUAUUUUAUGCAUAAACCAUUGAAUAAUUAUUGGUUAUACCGGCAUAAUCAAUCAUGGUUUGAUCAAUUUAAUACAACGAAAUCAUUAUGUCAAAAGUUGAUCAGCAAAAGUAAUAGAGAUAUUAUAGGGAGACCAAAUUGUUUAAUUCCAAUGUUUGCAUCUCCUUUGGUUACAUCAGAAGCACCUGAAAGGCGUCGUGUUUGGAUGAGAUUAUGCAGAGAAGUAACUCCACAUAUACAAUAUCCUGUAGAUAUACAAUUUCAUAUCGAUCAAACAUCAUUGGAACCGGACGAAUGGUAUUUAUUGAAUAUUUGGUUUCAGGGUCAAAUGUUCACAUCUCUAGAAGAACUUAUAAGUAAAUACAGUUCUGGGGAAUUCAAAGUGAUCCGACAUCAAUUUAUAGAUAUGUAUCCUAAUCAAUUAAAGCCGGGACCUAGUCAACAGUCAACACCACAUAUCAGUGAAUCCAUGAAGAGUAAUUCUGAAACAAAUAAUCAUAAAAAUAAUGUAAUUCGCAUAAAUAACCGUCGAAUACAAUAUGAUAAAUGGGAUUUUUAUUUAACACUUAGAAAAGACACAGGACUUCGAGUUUUCAAUGUAUAUUUUGCAAAUAUUAGCUUAAUAUCUGAAGCUGGUCUAGAUGAAACAGUAACAUCAUAUUGGGGUAAAUCCCCAUUUAUGCAAGCAAUGACAUCGUUGGAAUCAAUGUACGGAAUAGGCGGUAUGACUUCAGAACUAAGUCCAGGUUUGGAUUGUCCUGAAAAUGCUAUCUACUUACCAGUAACAUUAAUUAAUUCAGGUGAAACUGGUCCUAAACUAAUAAAAAAUGCGAUUUGUUUAUAUGAAUGGAAAACUAAUGCUUAUGGUGGUCCAGUUAGACGACAUUUUGAAUUUCAUAUUAAUGAACAUUUAGGCAAAAAAGAUGGAGCAAAAUAUACAAAUUUUGGGUUUGGUAUAACAAGUUAUUCAUUAGUUGUACGUACAAUAUCAACAUUAUUCAAUUAUGAUUAUAUAUUCGAUAUAAUUUUCUAUUCAUCUGGUACAAUGGAAUUCUCAGUUACACCAACUGGUUAUAUACAUGUUGAUGAAGAUUUAAAUCCUUUUCAUCAAUCGAAUUCAAAAUAUGGUUUUCCAGCUACAAUCAAUCCAAUCUAUAUGGUUGCUCAUCAUCAUUUAUUUCAUUUUAAAAUUGAUGUUGAUAUUGUGAAUAGAGAGAAUUUUUUUAAAGUAGUAAAAAUAAAUGGACCAUUAACAGAAAAUCAAAUGAUAAAAACUGGCAACUUCCAACCAGUAAAUAAUCAAUCAAAGCAUAAAUUAACUAAUUCCGAAUUGUUAUGGUUAUCUAUUGAUAUACCAAAAACUGAAAUGGAAGCAAGAUUUUCAACGAAGUUUGAAUUUCCCAAACAAUAUUUAAUCUGUUCAAUGGAUUCUAAUAUGAAAAAAUCCGAUAAGAUAAAUGAAUAUUAUUACGAAAAUGACAAAUGUUUAAUAAUUGUUAAUAAAGGUCAGAUCAAAACAAUUUUCAAUGAUGAACAUACAAAAUCUUUUGCAUGGUCCAGACAUCAACUUUAUGUUACUCAACAACAUGACAAUGAAUCAUUUGCAUCGUCAAUUUUCAAUGGUAUUGAUUUAAACUCACCAGUUGUUGAUUUUACAAAAUUCAGUUCAAAUAAUGAGUCAAUAUUCAAUGAAGAUCUUGUUUUAUGGUUGACUGUUGGCAAUUAUCAUUUACCAAGAAAUGAAGAUCUACCGAAUACAGCUACAAGUGGUGGUCCAUUAUCUAUAUUUAUAAUGCCACACAAUUUAUUCACUUAUAGUCCUGAUGCAUUCGCUUGUAAUCGAUUCUAUACCGAUUCGCUGAAUGAAUGGAUUCGAGGACCACAAAUGAAAGAAGAAUGUCCAAUGGAAUCAAUUCCAAUGUUAUAAUGCUUUGAAAAAUUAGUAUAUUAUUUCAUCUGAAAUCAAUGGGAUUUUGAAGGGGAAAACAUUGAAAACAGUUUCAGUGAUAACAUUUGUAAAUAUAUAUAUACAUCAUAAUAAUGAAGUAAUUAGAUU
Schistosoma turkestanicum is the source of this 3165-nucleotide messenger RNA. Lineage: Eukaryota; Metazoa; Platyhelminthes; Trematoda; Strigeidida; Schistosomatidae. The record is from the annotation of a GenBank genome assembly.